AAACUCCCAUGUGUAAAAACUUUGUAAUCAGUCCCAUCAACCCAGAAGAACUCUGUUACACUGCCACUGAUCUCUCGUGUCAUAGCACAACUAGAAAAUGCGAACAAAAAUCGCCGAAUAUUGUUUGGGACGGCGAUGUUCACUUUGACGCUGGAAAUGGCUGUCUGAACGAAGCAGGAAGAGAAUAUUACAACAGUCAAGUUCUUCCCACCCUCAAAAAUAGUGAAGAUGGGAAAAGACUUCAUCAUGAAGAUUGUGAACCUUUCAGCGACGAGCCGGCUGAUAAAAGGUGCAUGACCGUGUCCAAAAUCGCAGUUAAUUAUCAAAAUCGCACCACCUCUAGAACAUCAUGUUGGAAACCAACGAACAUGAAAUGUGACCCUAUCAUCAAAAAGUGCAUUUGUGGAAAUGACGGCAACAUGACCGAGAUUCACUUUCAAUACGGGAACAAAAGUCAGAUUUGCUUUCUUCGACCUACGAUGGCGUGGAUGCCAGGAUACACUUGCGGUGGUAGGUCGAAGGCCAGUACAAUCUUCGAUGGUACAUACGUAUGCCAGUGCAAGUCCUCGUAUUAUCUACCAAAGUUUAAUGAUCAGUGCAAAAAAUGGUGGAUUUGUAAAGGUGCUCAAAUUACGCCAACAAAUUUUAUGAUCAUUUUAUUUACAUUCUUGGCUGCAAUAUUGUAAUUCACAGUGUUAUUCAUAUGC
Folsomia candida is the source of this 707-nucleotide messenger RNA. RefSeq lists its product as uncharacterized. Lineage: Eukaryota; Metazoa; Arthropoda; Collembola; Entomobryomorpha; Isotomidae. The record is from RefSeq and is a predicted model, not a curated record. Bases 9 to 686 code for a protein of 225 amino acids. The transcript has 2 exons.